Messenger RNA from Panicum hallii, 792 nucleotides. Its product is annotated as protein MHF1 homolog. Lineage: Eukaryota; Viridiplantae; Streptophyta; Magnoliopsida; Poales; Poaceae. The record is from RefSeq and is a predicted model, not a curated record. Gene Ontology annotation, biological process: resolution of meiotic recombination intermediates; replication fork processing. The transcript has 4 exons. Gene Ontology annotation, molecular function: protein heterodimerization activity; chromatin binding. The coding region runs from base 133 to 507 and encodes 124 amino acids. Gene Ontology annotation, cellular component: FANCM-MHF complex; Fanconi anaemia nuclear complex.
AACAGCCCCACGAAGCAGCUAGCAGCCUGCUGUCGUCAUCGCCUCCAAAUCCCCCUCCCCCCAACCCAACUGGGCAACUGCUCCAGCCGGCAGCCGCCAUUGUUGCUUGUGGGAGCUCUCCGCCACUGGGCCAUGGACAUGGUCAUGGACAUGGAUAUGGAUAUGGAGACCCUCGCCGACGACACCGACGCCGCGCUCGCCGGCGACAGCGGCGGCGAGGCCGAGCGGUACGAGGCUGCUGAGGCCGAGGCUGAACUCCUCCGCGACCGCCUCCGCCUCGCCGUCAUCAGCAUCGCCACCGCCGAAGGGAAGAAGGCUGGGAUGACGGUCGCCGACCCCGUUGUUGCCUGCAUCGCCGAUUUGGCAUACAAGAGCGCAGAGCAGAUGGCUAAGGAUGCAGAGCUGUUUGCACAGCAUGCCGGUCGCAAGACCAUCAAGAUGGAUGAUGUUAUACUCACAGGAAUGAGCACCUUAUGGGCCUUCUGCGGACCUUCUCUCAAGAACUGAAGGGAAAGGAGCCUGCCAGCAGCGAGAGGAAGCGAAAGAAAUCGUCAAAGAAGGAUGAGAGGCCGAUAGAUGUCUGAUUCCAUGUAACCGUUAUGUUGGCUAAAGGGGAAUGCAGCACAAGCGCUCGAACUAACCACCUGUUCUGCAUUCGACACACUUGGACAUGACUGCAUGUGAUUUCCAGAACUGACUGAUAUUGUACAUACUGUUGUAAUUGUUCAUCCUAUUCAGUUUAUGACACUUUGCCUUCUCAACUAGUCAGCUGAACAAGUGGACAGUAGCACA